AUGGAUCUAAUGAUCAUUGUUGCAGCAUGUCUGACCAUAGCAAUUUUGUAUGCCACUACCAAAAUGGUCCAAAGGAGAACUCUGCCCGAAACUAAGCAGGGACCUUCACUCCCACCUGUAGUGAGCACAGUUUCAUUGCUUGCAUAUGUGCCGACGCUUGUAAGAAGUGGUCUACCGGCUGUGAUCGAUCACCUGCACACGAAGCUGGGUAGCGUGUUCACGAUGAGUCUUUUUGGGCUCAAGAAGGUGACGUUUCUGGUCGGACCAGAGGUGACGGCUCAUUUUUUCCAAGGCUCGGAAUCAGAGAUCAGGCAGUCCAGUAUCUACAAAGUCACGGUGCCCGUUUUUGGGCGAGGGGUUCUGUACGACGUGGACUUGGCUACCAGGAGCAGGCAGAUCAGCUUCUGUAUCGACUCCGUAAAGCCCAUGAACUUGAGAGGCCAUGUUGAUUCUAUGGUUCAUGAGGUGGAGGACUACUUUGCACAAUGGGGGCAACACGGUGUGGUGGACAUAAAGCACGAGAUGGGGCAUCUCAUCCUGCUCAUAGCAAAUCGAUGCUUGCUUGGAAAACAGUUCCGAGAGAAUGUGUUCGACGAAGAGGUAUCCACACUCGUCCACGAGCUCUUCGAGAACGGCUUCCACUUGAUUAGCCUCUUCUUCCCGCACCUCCCUAUCCCGCCGCACCGUCGACGUGACAAAGCCCGUGCCAAGCUGGGGGAGAUCAUCCACAAGGUGGUGAGGUCACGCAGGAGCUCAGCAGCUGGCCGCGCCGCCGAGAACGACGAUGUGCUGCAGAGAUUCAUGGACUCCAAGUACAUCAACGGCCGCUCCAUGACCGAGAGCGAGAUCGCCGGGCUACUCGUGUGCCUGAUGUUCACCGCGCAGCACACGAGCUCCAGCGCCAGCACCUGGACUGGAGCCUGCCUGCUCAGCCAUGGCGGGAGCAGCUACCUGGCAGCUGCCGUCGAAGAGCAGAAGCGGGUCAUGGAGCGACACGGCGAGCGCGUCGACUACAGCGUCCUGCAAGAGAUGGGCACCCUGCAUUGCUGCAUCAAAGAGGCGCUGAGGCUGCACCCUCCGGCGAACUUGCUGAUCCGCCACGCGAGCAAGGGCUUCAGCGUGCGAACAAGAGAAGGCGACAGAUUUGACAUCCCCAAGGGGCAUACCCUAGCGACCUGUACGACGGUGGGCAACAGGCUGCCGUACAUCUACAAAGAUCCUCAUGUGUAUGAUCCCAGCAGGUUUGGUCCGGGGAGAGAGGAGGACAAAGUUGGCGGCAAGUUCUCGUAUACACCCUUUAGUGCUGGGAGGCACGCUUGCUUGGGAAAGGAUUUUGCUUACAUGCAGAUUAAGGUGAUAUGGACCCAUUUGCUUAGAAACUUUGAGCUUGAGUUGAUCUCCCCUUUCCCGGAGGAAGAAUGGGAGAAGUUAGCUCCAGGGCCUAGACGUAAAGUGAUGGUUAGUUACAAGAGGCGAAGACUGCUGCCGUGA
Molecule: messenger RNA, 1491 nt
Organism: Miscanthus lutarioriparius
Lineage: Eukaryota; Viridiplantae; Streptophyta; Magnoliopsida; Poales; Poaceae
Source: the annotation of a GenBank genome assembly